This is a messenger RNA of Pogona vitticeps (central bearded dragon), 5892 nucleotides long. It is a transcript of the gene UGGT1, whose product is annotated as UDP-glucose glycoprotein glucosyltransferase 1. Gene Ontology annotation, molecular function: UDP-glucose:glycoprotein glucosyltransferase activity. Gene Ontology annotation, biological process: ERAD pathway. The record is from RefSeq and is a predicted model, not a curated record. Gene Ontology annotation, cellular component: endoplasmic reticulum. Lineage: Eukaryota; Metazoa; Chordata; Lepidosauria; Squamata; Agamidae.
AACGAGCCGGAAGCGGAAGCGAGCUGUCAGGAAACCGAGGGAGCCGAAGCGGCAGAAGCAGGAAAGGAGCGUGGCGGUACCUUACAGGUGUAAUAAUUCACGGCGGUAGCUCGGGCUGAAGAGGCGGCUCUUUCCCGAGGUAGUGCCGGCGGCUUCGCAUCCUGUGCAGCCGCAAGCGCGGAAACCGGGCGGAAUGGUGAUCUCUGAUAAAAUGGAAGUUCUAAUUGUACUUAUUGGACUCUGGGUGAACUUCUCUGUUGUGAAAGCAGAUUCAAAAGCAGUUACAACAUCUUUGACUACAAAGUGGUUUUCCACACCAUUAUUACUUGAAGCAAGUGAAUUUUUGGCAGAAGAUAGUCAAGAGAAAUUCUGGAAUUUUGUGGAAACUUGCCAAGACUUUGGAUCAUCUAAUCACGAUGGUACUGAUUACUCCACUUACAAUGCAAUGCUGCAGGCAGCUUCCAAGAAUCUUUCACCUUUGCAACAGAACUUGCUGAAAUUUGCCUUAUCUCUCCGAUCUUAUUCAGCUACAGUUCAAGCCUUUCAACAGAUAGCAGCUGAUGAACCCCCACCAGAAAGAUGUAAUGCAUUCUUUGUUGUCCAUGGAGAGAAGACUUGUACAUCUGACAGACUUGGAAUGCUCCUACAGACAGCUUUGGAAAGGCCAAAGCCUUUUGUAUUCAAAGGAGACCAUAAGUACCCAGGUUCAAACCCAGAAGGUCCUAUUGUAAUACUGUAUGCUGAGAUUGGCUCUGAAGACUUCUCCAAAUUCCACAAACUACUUGUAUCAAAAGUCAAUGCAGGGAAGAUAACCUACCUACUUAGGCAUUAUGUCGCUAAUCCAAGCAAAGAAAAGGUCUAUCUGUCAGGCUAUGGAGUGGAGCUGGCCAUUAAAAGCACAGAAUAUAAGGCCAAGGAUGAUACCCAGGUGAAAGGUACAGAUAUGAAUGCAACAGUAAUAGGUGAAAAUGACCCCAUUGAUGAAGUGCAAGGAUUUCUAUUUGGAAAACUCAGCCAGUUGCAUCCCACUUUGAAAGAAGAAUUAAAAGAACUAAGAAAACAUCUUGUUGAAAGCACAAAUGAAAUGGCGCCCUUAAAAGUGUGGCAAUUACAGGAUCUAAGUUUUCAAACUGCUGCCCGGAUUCUUGCUGCUCCCACUAUGGACACUUUGAUGGUCAUGAAAGAUCUAAGUCAAAAUUUUCCCACAAAAGCAAGGGCGAUAACAAAGACAGUGGUUCCUUCAGAACUUAGAUCAGAAAUUGAAGAGAAUCAAAAGUAUUUCAAAGGCACUUUAGGUUUACAGCUGGGGGAUUCUGCCCUGUUCAUAAAUGGACUCCAUAUAGAUCUUGACACACAGGAUAUAUUUAGCUUGUUUGAUGUCCUGAGGAAUGAAGCUCGUGUUAUGGAAGGGCUACACAGUUUAGGAAUUGUAGGUCUUUCCAUGCAUAAUGUAUUAAAGUUAAACAUCCAGCCAUCAGACUCUGACUAUGCUGUAGAUAUCCGAAGUACCGCUAUUUCAUGGAUCAAUAAUCUUGAAGUUGAUAGCAGGUACAAUUCCUGGCCUUCCAGUGUCCAGGAGCUGCUCCGUCCUACUUUCCCUGGUGUAAUCAGACAAAUAAGAAAAAACUUUCAUAAUCUUGUAUUAAUAAUAGACCCAUCUCAUGAGAACUCGGCUGAAUUGCUCACUGUGGCUGAAAUGUUCCUUAGCAACUAUAUACCAUUGAGGAUUGGUCUAGUGUUUGUGGUUGAUGAUUCCGAAGACGUUGAUGGAUUACAAGAUGCUGGGGUGGCUCUUCUUCGAGCCUACAAUUAUGUUGCACAGGAAGUAGAUAAUAAUUAUGCCUUCCAGACAGUCAUAUCAAUAUAUAACCAAGUAAAUGCAGGAGAAACUCUUAAGGUGGAACAUGUGGUUAGCAUUCUUGAGAAGCAAUAUCCUUACGUAGAAGUGAACAGCAUCUUAGGAGCUGAUUCUGCUUAUGAUCAAAAUAGGAAGGAAGGACAUAAUUACUAUCAACAGACAGGUGUGGGUCCUCUCCCUAUUUUGCUUUUUAAUGGGAUGCCCCUUCAAAAAGAACAACUUGAUCCUGAUGAACUAGAGACGGUGACAAUGCAUAAAAUACUUGAAACUACCAGCUUUUUCCAAAGAGCUGUGUACUUGGGUGAGCUGUCAAAUGAUCAAGAUGUGGUUGAAUAUAUCAUGAACCAGCCUAAUGUUGUUCCACGAAUCAACUCUAGGAUCUUGAUGUCUGACAGAGAAUACCUAGAUUUAACUGGAACUAAUAAUUUUUACAUUGAUGAUUAUGCCAGGUUUACAGUUUUGGAUUCCAAAGACAAGACAGCAGCUGUCGCCAACAGCAUGACUUACUUGACCAAGAAAGGAAUGUCCUCCAAGGAAAUUUAUGAUGAUUCUUUCAUUAGACCGGUAACAUUUUGGAUUGUUGGAGAUUUUGACAAACCAUCUGGAAGACAGCUGUUAUAUGAUGCCAUCAGACACCAGAAAUCCAGUAAUUAUGUCCGCAUUGGCAUGAUUAACAACCCCAGCAAAGACCCAGCCAGUGAAAAUACAUUCAUUGCCAGGGCCAUAUGGGCAGCCUUGCAGACACAAACAUCGAACAAUGCCAAAAAUUUUAUCACAAAGCUGACUAAAGAAGAGAAUGCAAAGAUGCUGGAAGCUGGAGCUGAUAUUACAGAAUUUGCUGUUGGAGGUAUGGAUAUUGCUGCAUUUAAAGCUGCCUUCGAAUCUUCCAAGGCAGAUUUUAUCCUUUCCCAUGCUGUGUACUCCAGGGAUGUUCUUAAACUGAAGAAAGGACAAAGAGCAGUCAUCAGUAAUGGAAGGAUUAUUGGUCCACUGGAAAACGAUGAGCUUUUUAAUCAAGAUGACUUCCAUUUGCUAGAGAAUAUUAUUUUAAAGACUUCCGGACAGAAAAUAAAGUCCCAUAUUCAGCAACUAGGAGUGGAGGAAGAUCUUGCAAGUGAUCUUGUAAUGAAGGUGGAUGCUCUUCUGUCUGCUCAGCCAAAGGGAGAGGCAAGAAUUGAAUACCAUUUUUUUGAAGACAGACACAGUGCAAUCAAGUUGAGACCAAAAGAGGGAGAAACAUAUUAUGAUGUUGUGGCAAUUGUUGACCCUACCACCAGAGAUGCACAACGACUGGCUCCCCUUCUUAUGGUAUUGACCAAACUAAUCAACAUGAACCUCCGAGUUUUUAUGAACUGUCAGUCGAAGCUCUCUGAGAUGCCUUUGAAAAGUUUUUAUCGCUAUGUUUUGGAACCAGAGAUCACAUUUACCUCAGACAAAGCUCUAGUUCCUGGCCCAGUAGCAAAAUUCCUGGAUAUGCCUCAGUCUCCCUUGUUUACUCUAAAUCUGAACACUCCUGAGAGCUGGAUGGUGGAAGCUGUAAGAACAUCGUAUGAUCUUGACAAUAUUUAUUUAGAAGAGGUAGAGAGUGUAGUGGCAGCUGAAUAUGAACUGGAACAUCUUCUUUUAGAAGGGCACUGCUAUGAUAUCACUACAGGGCAGCCACCUCGAGGUCUUCAGUUCACACUAGGAACAUCAACUAACCCUGUUGUUGUCGAUACCAUUGUUAUGGCCAACCUAGGCUAUUUCCAGUUAAAAGCCAACCCUGGUGCUUGGAUUCUGAGACUGAGAAAAGGAAGGUCUGAUGAUAUCUACAGAAUUUACAGCCAUGAUGGUACAGAUUCUCCUCCAGAUGCCAGUGAUGUUGUUGUUGUUAUCAGUAACUUCAAGAGCAAAAUUAUUAAAGUGAAGGUUCAGAAGAAAUUAGAUAUGAUAAAUGAAGAUUUAUUAAGUGACGGAACAAGUGAAAACGAGUCUGGAUUUUGGGAAUCUUUUAAAUGGGGUUUUACGGGUGGACAGAAGAAAGAAGAGGUGAAACAGGACAAGGAUGAUGUGAUCAAUAUAUUUUCUGUGGCAUCAGGUCAUCUCUAUGAGAGAUUUCUCCGCAUAAUGAUGCUAUCAGUGCUGAAGCACACACAGACGCCAGUGAAGUUUUGGUUCCUGAAGAACUAUUUGUCACCUUCAUUUAAGGAGUUCAUCCCAUAUAUGGCAGAAAAGUACAAUUUCCAGUAUGAGCUAGUCCAGUACAAAUGGCCAAGGUGGCUUCACCAGCAAACAGAGAAGCAGCGCAUUAUCUGGGGUUAUAAAAUCCUUUUUCUGGAUGUGCUUUUCCCCCUUGCCGUUGACAAAUUCCUGUUUGUAGAUGCUGAUCAGAUUGUACGUACAGAUUUGAAAGAGCUCAGAGAUUUCAAUUUGGAUGGAGCACCUUAUGGUUAUACGCCAUUCUGUGAAAGCCGUAGAGAGAUGGAUGGCUACAGAUUCUGGAAGUCAGGAUACUGGGCGAGUCACUUGGCUGGAAGAAAAUACCACAUCAGUGCCCUUUAUGUUGUGGAUCUGAAGAAAUUCAGAAAGAUAGCUGCUGGAGAUCGGCUCAGAGGCCAAUACCAAGGGCUUAGCCAGGAUCCCAACAGUCUCUCCAACCUUGAUCAGGACUUGCCCAAUAAUAUGAUCCAUCAGGUGCCCAUUAAAUCGCUCCCACAAGAGUGGCUUUGGUGUGAAACAUGGUGUGAUGAUGCUUCAAAGAAGAAAGCAAAAACUAUUGAUCUAUGCAAUAACCCAAUGACCAAAGAGCCCAAGUUGCAGGCAGCUAUGAGAAUUGUCCCAGAGUGGAAGGACUAUGAUCAAGAAAUCAAGCAGCUAUACAGUCGUUUCCACCAAGAAAAAGAAUCAGGAACACCUUCUACAAAAAAUGAAACAAAACAGCAAAGUCGAGCAGCAGAAAAUGCACAUGUGGAAUUAUGAUCCAUGGUGACAAGCCAAAUGGGACUAUUUCAUAGACAAUUUUUCUAUCAAAUGCUAGUUUUUUUCUAGUAUGCCUGCAAAACUGCUGAGAAACUGAAAGAGGGUGAUAAGGUGUAUGGCUUGCAAUUGAAUUUGAUUUUGGCAAAAGGAGUAGGACCUGGAUGAUUGGAAUUAAACUAAAUAGGUUUUUUGUGCCUGCAAAGAGGUGGAAGAGCCCAUGGAGGAAUACAGAAAUUCAGUCACAUUUGAAAUAUGUUGAAGAGUAGCAGUUUCUUCAACUUCUGGCUGAUUGUGCCACUGGAUAUCAAGAUCCUGUGAGUCAUCUUGAGAACAGCCCAGAGGAAAGGUAUUACAUGCAGGAUGAAAUGCUGAGAAUACACAGGGACUUCCUUCAUUCAAUAUUUUGACACAGAACUAACUUUCAGGUUUCAACAGGGCUUGUUAAUCAUGCCUUGAACUGACUGGCACAAUCACAGGUAUCAAAUGGAUGUGAGUUUUUCCCUCCAUUUCACGCCUUCAGUCCUUGUAAAAGAGACCCUGUUCUUGUAUUUGAAACAAGAUGUGUUGUGAAUAUCACAUUUGAGAAUUCAUUUUUUUAAAAAAAGUCAAAGAAGCCUACCCAAUUCAAAAAAUAUACAUUUGCAAAUAAAUGUAUAUUUUAAUGAAGCAAACACUGUGUGGUCUCUAGCACCACUUCUUCAUUUGGGACCUAUGAGGACAUAUUUCAGCUAGCAAAGACUGCAAAAUUAAUAGGGCAUUUUUGUGACUUUGUCACUUUCAUGAAUGUACUUUUGUUUAUUGAAAUCUGUGGACACCUUUCUUUAUCCUAUUUUAUUUUUUCUUGCAUACAAAAGCGAUGUCAGGUCAAUAAAGCCGUAGAGUUCUUACACCAUUUCCCCCCUAAUCUUUCUCCUUUGAAUUUCAUGCCCUUUAUCAUUUUGUUUUUAUUUUUAUUAAUGCUUUUUUCUCAUUUAAAAUGUCUUUUUUCUUGGGAGGGUAUGUAUGUUUGCAAGUUUCUGAUCAAAUUUUCAAAUGCAGAGAAUGUUUUCCUUUUGAUAAAAGACUUUUGAAGGAUA